CCUAUAAUUAUAGUAAAAUUGCGGCAUUCGUAUUAAAAUUGGCAAGUAUAUGAUGAUGAAAAUCUUCAAGAAAUUAAAUCAUAAUGUUUGUAAACAAAUAUUUUACAAAGUUCAGUAUCGUUCAAAUUGAGUUUUAAGAAAAGACGUGUAACAGGUUCGUAUACAUAACACCCAAGGUCUCAAAAGCCGACAAUUUGUAAUAAAUGUGCAUUGACAAAAAUGGGAACCAAAUCGAAUUUAGAAUUGGAGGAACUAGCAUUCGCAAGUACGCCGACACAACAAAUGGCAGCAUCAUGUUGUGGAGCCCUUAUAACUUCAUUAUUUAUGACUCCUUUAGAUGUCAUCAAAAUCAGAAUGCAAGCACAACAGAAACCAAUAUCAAACAAAUGUUUUCUAUUCUGUAACGGCCUAAUGGAACAUCUAUGUCCAUGUAACCCACCAUCUGGCCCCAGAAUAAAUCCAGGUAAAAGCUUUAACGGUACAGUAGAUGCCUUUAUAAAAAUAUCAAAAGCUGAAGGCUUAAGCACUUUAUGGUCCGGCCUGGCUCCAACAUUAGUAUUAGCUGUGCCUGCAACUGUGGUAUACUUUGUACUCUAUGAACAACUAAAAGUCAAGUUGAUGAGUACAGAGAUAAAAACAUAUUUUUUAUCUAAAGAUGUAAAUGAAACCCCUGGGUGGGUUCCACUAUUGGCUGGAUCAUCAGCAAGAGUUAUAUCAGCUAUGUGUGUUAGUCCACUAGAAUUAGUAAGAACCAAAAUGCAAUCAAAAAAAUUAAGUUAUGAUGAACUAAGAAUGGCUCUUCAGCACCUCCUUCAAAAUCAAGGCCCCAAAGGACUAUGGAAAGGACUCGGAGCAACACUCCUGCGAGAUGUACCAUUUUCAGCAAUCUAUUGGACCACAUAUGAAAAUUAUAAAAGAAUUUGGUGUUCUCCAGAUUCUCCCCCAUAUUUUUAUUUUGUUGGAGGCGCUAUUGCUGGAUGUUUAUCAGCAUUGUUUACUGUGCCUUUUGAUGUUGUUAAGACCCACCAACAAAUAGAUAUUGGAGAAAAAGAGAUCUACUCUCAAAAACCUCAACCAAGCGCAAAUACUUUCACCAUAAUAAGAAGUAUAUAUGACCAGAAAGGAGUCAAGGGCAUGUUUGCUGGACUAACACCAAGACUCGUAAAAGUUGUACCUGCAUGUGCUAUUAUGAUAGGCUCCUUUGAAUAUGGUAAAUUGUUUUUUAUGAAUUACAAUAGACGAAAUACUUUACUUUUAAAUAGUGAUGAUCAAGAUGUAAAUAUUCCCCCCAUAACGACUAAUUAAAUAUAGUCUAGUUCAAUUGUGUUGUUACUUGGUGAUAGUUAGAUGCAUGUAUAAAUGACUUAUGUAUAUAAUAUAUUUUUAUAAAAAGAUGUAACAUGUUAUAAUUACUAAUGAUAAUUGUUCUAAAACGUAAUACCUAAUUU
Ctenocephalides felis (cat flea) is the source of this 1448-nucleotide messenger RNA. RefSeq names its product solute carrier family 25 member 40-like. The transcript has a single exon. Gene Ontology annotation, biological process: mitochondrial transmembrane transport. NCBI's taxonomy places the organism in Eukaryota, Metazoa, Arthropoda, Insecta, Siphonaptera, Pulicidae. The coding region runs from base 220 to 1305 and encodes 361 amino acids. The record is from RefSeq and is a predicted model, not a curated record.